This is a messenger RNA of Paramecium sonneborni, 1070 nucleotides long. Lineage: Eukaryota; Ciliophora; Oligohymenophorea; Peniculida; Parameciidae. The record is from the annotation of a GenBank genome assembly.
AUGUAGUAAAGUUUUAAGAAAAUUGGAACUCAUAAUGGAGCAUUCCAUGUAGAUGAAGUAUUAGCAUGUACUAUGUUGACCAAAUAUACUAAUGAAUUUAAAAAUGGAAUAAUAACUAGAACAAGAGAUCCAGCUAUUUGGGCUUAAUAGGAUAUUUUAGUAGAUGUUGGAGGAAUUUAUGACCCAUAAACACAUCGUUAUGAUCAUCAUUAAAAAGAAUUCUAGGAUUCAUUUUCUUAAGAUUUUCAUAUUCGUUUGAGUAGUGCAGGAUUAAUCUACAAACAUUUUGGAUUAGAAAUUAUUUAGAAUAUAAUUAAUCAUAUUAAUGCCACAGUUGAGCUCACUAUAGAAAUUGUAAAAUAUUUCCAUCAAAUAUUAAUAGGAAAAGGUUGAUGAAAAGUCACUUAACAUAAUGUAUUUAAAAUUAUAUAAGAAUUUUAUAUAAAGCAUUGAUGCGAUAGAUAAUGGGAUUAAUCAAUUUCCUACUUAAGAUUAAAUUAAAUAUUAAAUCAAUACUCAUUUAUCAGCAGUCAUAAACAGAUUUAAUCCAAUUUGGUGUGAAAAAAAUUAGGAUGAAAAUGAUAGAUUUCAUUAAGCAAUAGAAUUCGUUAAUAAAGAGCUUAUUUCUUAAGUGAAAUCAAUUUAUUUGUAUAUAUUUAUUUUAUUUGAUUUAGAGGUUGGUAUCCUGGAAGAAUUUAUGUUCUUUAAGCUUUUGAAGCAAGGAUUGAAUAAGAUCCAUCUGGAUAAAUUCUUAAAUUACCAAUUGCUUUACCAUGGAAAAGUCAUGUCUUUGAUAUAGAACAAGAAAAAGGAGUUGUUGGAUUAAUAAAGUUUGUUUUAUAUCCUAACCAAAAUGAAGGAUGGAGAGUUUAAGCUUUGUCAAUUUAGGAAGAUAGUUUUGAAAAUAGAAAGUCUUUGAAAGAAGAAUGGAGAGGAAUCAAAGAUAUUUAAUUAUUGAAAGAUAUAUCUGGCAUUGAUGAUAUUGUAUUUGUUCAUGCUAAUGGAUUUAUUGGAGGAGCUAGAUCUUAUGAAAAUGCAUUGAAAAUGGCCAAAUUAAGUCUGGAUUGAUC